Molecule: messenger RNA, 4248 nt
Organism: Pomacea canaliculata
Lineage: Eukaryota; Metazoa; Mollusca; Gastropoda; Architaenioglossa; Ampullariidae
Product: galactosylceramide sulfotransferase-like
Exons: 2
Coding region: 878-2104 (408 amino acids)
Biological process (GO): glycolipid biosynthetic process
Cellular component (GO): membrane
Molecular function (GO): galactosylceramide sulfotransferase activity
Source: RefSeq, a predicted model, not a curated record
UUUUUUUUUUUUUUUUUUGUAAAUUUGCCUCCGCACUCAGACGACUACUUCAAAUAAUGUAAGUCGGACUUGAAAUGCCCGUUUAGCGCGAGAUGAUGAAAGACAUCUUUUACGUUUUAAAAAAGUAGAACGUCUCUCUUUCUCUUUGAUCUAAAGCCUCAGGUACAGAUACAUGAUGUGACUGCUUGAGUUGAACUUGAAGUGGACUCAGCGCAAGACGAUGAAAUACAUCUUUUCUGUGCUACCAUCCAGAAGAUCUGCGAUUCGAAUUUUUUUUUUUUUUUUGGUCGAUUCAUUAUAGACCCGAUCAUAACAUGGCCUUGUUUUGUUUCACGACGUUUUCGCACCUUAACUGUUUUGUUAGAUAUCUUGAUAUUACUGUAUUAAACGUCGUAAUGAGCGUGUACUGUGCAGUGUAUUACUGUAUUGCGAUAUUCUUUCGUCAUUAGGCUCCAUGUUAUUAUUCGAGCUGUGCUCGUCACCUUAAUGUUGAGGCCACGUGGCCUGUCAGUUCUUUUAAAAAAUCGUUCUUUCUCUUCUGUCACUAUGUUUCACAAUAAUGCGCCCGCUCAGAGAGAGAGAGAGCGCAGUGGUGCCACGUGACAAUAUUUCAGUUGUUGCCGGUGACGGGCGCAGUGUUCAGCCAUGCUUGUUUGGUCGCGCCCACGCUCAGAGUGCUGCAAAUUGCUGCAUGGGUGUAAAUGAAGACUACUCAUUUAACCCAAGUUCUCUUUCGUCGCAUCAGGCAUUUGUGCUCCCCUUUUGAUCACAAAAAGUGACAAUGAACUAGCAGAGCUUAAGAGUAUGCUAUAAGAAGUGAAGCGUGUAUGGUGGCCAGUCUGGGAGAGAGGGGGGAAAGUUGGACUAUUGCCACCAGAUGGCGCGUUUCAGGACUGUUUGUCGUGGCCGUCCGAGCUUGAUGCGGACCGUGUUCUUCGCAGCAUUCCUGUACCUCCUCAGCAUUUUGUACAUCAACAGCAACUACCUGCGAGCUCACUGGUCGUCGAGGAGCAGUGGCAUGGGCCAAUCGUACUCGGAGGAUCUGCCUGCGGACUUCUGGAGUAGGCCACCACAUCAGGGCGCCCGCACCUGCCGACCCCGCUCCAACUUCGUCUUCAUCAAGUGCAUGAAAUGCGCGUCGGAGACGAUGGCAUCCGUGCUGAGGCGCUACACCUAUCGGAGAAACCUGUCGGCUGUACUUCCGGUGGGGAAACGCCUAUACCUGGGUUGGCCGUACACCAUGACGUCAGACGACUUCCGGCCGUCGCGGCGCGGGUACAACGCCCUUAUCGAGCACGCCAUCUACAACAGCAGUAGCAUGCGCGCUCUCAUGCCCCCGGACACGGUCUUCAUCACCAUGAUUCGGGAGCCCUUCCAGCACUUCGUGUCCGUCCUCAACUACUUCAACGUCUUCAACCUCAGCAACACCAGGGUGCGACAGGGCAUUGCCGCCGUUCGAGACUACCUCCGCCAUAUCGAGGAGUAUGAUGCUGUGUACAAAAGCGCGCAAGCCGCGCCCAAGCGCUACUGCAUCCCCGACGACUUCUCCAUCACCAAGAACUUGCUGUCGCACUGUCUGGGCAUGCCCACUGGCUUCCCUCUCGGCAUGGCCAACAUCACCGGCAACCCCGAGGCAGUUGGACAGUACAUCCAGGACCUGGACGCGGAGUUCUCCCUCGUCAUGAUUAUGGAGUACUUCGACGAAUCGCUGGUCCUCCUGCGCCGCCUGAUGUGCUGGGACACCAAAGACAUUCUCUACCGCACAGUCAACGUCGGCUCGUACCAGAAGAACUUCACCGUCGCGGCCCUCUCGUCGGAGGAGGCGUCCGUCCACCGGAACUGGUGCCAGGUGGACAUACGUCUGUACGAGCACUUCAACAGAAGUUUCUGGAAGAAAAUCCGGCAGCAAGGAGCGGACUUUGUGCACGAGGUUGUGUACUUCAAGCAGGUGUUGCAAGCCGUUAAGUCUUUCUGCGACAAGAAAGCCUCUUACGGCGAUAGUCGCAUUGAGUUUCCUGAGUCCCGCUGGUCCCUGCCUUUCAUGUCUUGGCCGAAGAGUGCCGCCAGUUUGUUAGCGACCAGUUUGACUUUUUUAACGGUUUAAAGCAGCGAUAUGAGAAGACUGAGGGUCAAGUUUGGUUGAACCAGACUAGCAGCAGUUUCACUCAGCGAAAAUAUCGUCCUUUGUGUUGAAGACUACAAACUCGGGGGUAAUAUAUGGCUUAGGUGAAUUGCGAUCACUUGAAAAACGAUUUGAAAUGUUUGGAGUCACAAAUAAGUUUAUUUACGUUUCACUGUUGUUAAACUGACGCUGGGGCGUUUUGUCACGGACAUGUAUACAGAACCGGUUGAUAUUUGAGUGCAUAAACGUGAUGUAAGAUGUGGUGUAACCGUUUCAAAUUAGGCAAGACAAGCCUGCGAUCAGAAAUGUAUGAGAGUUGUCUUUAUUCGAAAAAAUCCUUGCUGACACACAUUCAUGCACGCAUACAACAUGCACGUGCAUGAGUUGGAGUAGGAGUGUCUUUGAGGGACUGUUGACGUCUUCGGCGACACCUUUAGCAGUUGACCUAGCCUUAUAUGCAGUGCCAAUUUUCAGCAGGAUCGUUUCUGCAUUGACCUCAUAGCUAUUGCUUUGAUGUGAACGGGGUAUGGUGUUGGGGUGGUUAUUCUAUAAAUCGAGGGGCGACUCCACAAAGCCGAGACCUGACUUUUUUUUUCUCUCUCAACAGUAUAGAGCAGUCGUAAGGGAGCUGUAUUCACUAGACAGUUGGGUGCGGAAAGACGGUUGUGCUUUGCCGGAACAAAACUCAAGUGGAAAUCUUCCGCAGGCCCGUGGCUGGAUACAAAGAGAGUUGGUGAAAGGGUGGGGUGGGGCUGUAAAUGCGACGUGAAGGAAAGGACGACUGACUGAGCUGCUGGUCUCAGCCGUACACCCCAGAGAGAACGCGGAGGAAAACUUUAAUGUCCGACCUGUUGCUCCAGUGUUUGUGUCCUUGGCGACACCUGGUUUACGUACACAAGAUCUGACGACCCGUUUUUGCUGCAUACACCCUGAACUCUUAUUCAUGCAUGUGACCCCGUUUUUCUUUUGUGGGAGAUUUAUGGAAAGUGCAUAAUUAUAUUUUAAAACUACAAUUUUUUCUCUUCAAUGUCUGGAGUGACAGAAUUUUGCUAGCAGCUACAUAACCACUCAGGUCACACAUUUCUGAUUAAAGUAUCACAUUUGGUAGCUUGCAGUGGCUCAGGUCUUGAGCUUGUGCAAGUAAGGUGGCGGGUGAAAGCACAUUUUCCUGUUCAUAUUUGUAUAACUUGCUUAUUGAGUUUCCUUGGCUACUGGCGACAUAUGUAUUUCAAGAUCACGAUGUAAGCACCAAACAUGAAAUUAUGAAAAACAAUAAAUGUGAAGGUGAACUAACCUUAAAGGCCGUUUAAUAUAGAAUCAAUAUGAACAAACUUCUGGAGGUUAUUUGAAAACGUUGCCACACUGUGUCCAGCGUUGGUCCAUUCGUAAGGGUUAAGAACGGCCUUAACUGUAUUUGAUUGAAACUUUGUGGUUUGGUUGGCUGUGGCUUGCGUUUCCCGAUGAAUGUCGAUGGGGCAAGCGCUUGCAUGCACUCCGUUAAAGGGAUGAUGUCGGCAAACAGUAUGAGGAUUAGUAUUUUAUUUAUUUAGGUUGAAGCCAAGGGCUUUGGUACUGCUAGUCUCCAAGCGUUCGGUUUCGCCCAGAACCUGUGGGAAGGAUCAUAAGCUUUAAAACCGUCAGGAAAUCUCCCAUAGUUAACCUAGUUUACCCUCAGCUGUUAAAAUGCACCAAAACUUUUGAUAAAUAAAUAGUAUGCAAAUCCCCGAGAGAUAACUUAUGUGAUCUGAUACACAGCACCUCAGGUUACACACAGUGUCCGACCAGUCAGACCUUAAAGAAUGUAGGAGCUCGGGCAUGAAAUGCAGCGAAGUGUCAAAUGGAAUAUCUCGCCAACGUUCCAGAUUUGUAAUUUGGUGUAAACGCUUUACACUGGUUUGUUUUUUGUUGUUUUUUCCUGGUUAUUUUUGAUAAUGAUGUUACUUCCGUGAUGUAACAGAUCUCUUGGAAACUUUCUUCUCCAUGUUUCGUUUCUCUUCUAGUUUUCUUUCUACGACCUUUGAAUUGAACAACAGGUUUCGGUUCGUUAAUGCCGGGCUCUUUCCGUGGUGAACUGUGCGGAAGUGAAUCCUGUAGGCUUUUCCCUUAUUCCUUUCGUUUUUGCCCUC